CGACCGCCGGUCCGAGGAGAGCCAACAUGGCGGAGAUGACGCUUCAAACUCUGUGACGCCCAUCCUGACGGCUGCCGACAACGCCGGAGAAAGCCAAGACAACCAUUGCACCUCUAUCGCGGACUCUCUCGCCGCUUGCUUUAUAAUGAGGCCCCCGAACAAACUAAGGAACAAGUUUGUUUUAACGAAAGAUCCAUCUCUUGAACGGUUCGCACGUGACAGAGCCCAGUGCAAAGACGCGUUCGAGCCACGCUCACAAUUCGCGGACAUGGGUACGGUUGGUGAAUCUGAGUUGGCCAAUGAAGCGUGGUUGAAAAUAACGCAAUUGAAGGAAUGCCUUGAGGAGCUGAAGACAGAGGAGCGACAUCUCUUGGCUGGGCAGCGUGCGAAAAAAGUCUAUCUAUCCCGGAGAAAAAAAGAGCUGCGCAAGCACGAAGGCAACAAGCUGUCUAAACAGUUGGCGAACCGCUUCAAACAUCUGAAGCAGCUUUACUACUCCGAGACAAUGGCUCUCAUCGAGAAGACGAACGAGAAACUUGACGAACUAACAAGCGCCAUCCGGGGAGAGCGAGAGGAAGACUUGAAGGCCAUCCAGGUCCGGCUUCCUGCCGUGUCCACCAUCACGAAGGCGGCAGUUCAGCUCCAGAGC
This is a messenger RNA of Lymnaea stagnalis (great pond snail), 649 nucleotides long. NCBI's taxonomy places the organism in Eukaryota, Metazoa, Mollusca, Gastropoda, Lymnaeidae. The record is from the annotation of a GenBank genome assembly.